AAACCACUACUAUUUUCUCCCCUCCGUCUCUGUCGCUCCAGUAUCUCCCUUUCCCUUUGAGUUUACGAGAUCUCCUCUCGAAACCUGAGCGAGGCAGUCACGGAAAAGAGAGGCGAUACCCUCCUGCACAACAUGGCUGCAAUUGUAACCUCGACCAGAUUUACAGACGAAUAUCAGCUGUACGAAGAGCUCGGAAAGGGUGCCUUCUCCGUUGUCCGGCGAUGCGUUAAAAAGUCCAAUGGCCAGGAAUUUGCUGCUAAAAUUAUCAACACAAAAAAACUAUCAGCAAGAGAUCAUCAAAAACUGGAACGAGAGGCCCGCAUCUGUCGCCUGCUCAAACACCCCAACAUAGUACGACUACACGAAAGUAUCUCAGAGGAAGGCUUCCAUUACCUCGUCUUUGAUCUUGUCACCGGUGGAGAGCUGUUUGAAGACAUUGUUGCCAGAGAGUAUUACAGUGAGGCUGAUGCCAGCCAGUGCAUCAAUCAGAUCCUGGAGAGUGUCCACCACAUGCACCAGCAUGACAUUGUGCACAGGGACCUCAAGCCAGAGAACCUGCUCCUGGCCAGUAAGCUGAAAGGAGCCGCGGUGAAGUUGGCUGACUUUGGGCUGGCCAUCGAGGUGCAGGGAGAUGAGCAGGCAUGGUUUGGUUUUGCAGGCACUCCGGGCUACCUCUCUCCAGAGGUCUUGAGGAAGGACCCCUAUGGCAAGCCGGUGGAUAUCUGGGCAUGUGGUGUGGUCCUGUACAUUCUCCUGGUGGGCUACCCUCCCUUCUGGGAUGAGGACCAGCACAAGCUCUAUCAGCAGAUCAAGGCUGGGGCCUACGAUUUUCCCUCCCCUGAGUGGGACACAGUGACCCCCGAAGCCAAGAACCUGAUUAACCAGAUGCUGACUAUCAACCCUACCAAGAGGAUCACUGCUGACCAGGCCCUCAAGCACCCAUGGGUCUGCCAACGCUCCACUGUGGCUUCCAUGAUGCAUCGUCAAGAGACCGUGGAGUGCCUGCGCAAGUUCAACGCCAGGAGAAAACUCAAGGGAGCCAUCCUCACCACCAUGCUGGUGACCAGAAACUUCUCAGUGGGCCGACAGCACACCAGCCCCGCAGCCACCACCAGCACAGCUGCUCUGGCUUCAGAAGCAUGCAAAAGUUUACUAAACAAAAAAUCGGAUGGUGGAGUGAAGCCGCAGACAAACAACAAUAAAAACAGUGUAGUGAGCAGUACCAGCAGCACCAAAGACAGCAGCAUAUCAUCUUCAGCACCAAUGGAACCACAGACCACUGUUGUGCACAACCCAGCUGACGGCACCAAGGGCUCCACAGAGAGCUGUAACACCACAGAAGAGGAGGAUGUGAAAAGUAGAAAAGUGUCUGCGUGCGGGUCUAGCGCGGACAGCGCAAUGGUCAGCCAGUGCAGUGCCAGUGAGGAACAGAGCCAGCCCCCUCACUGCCCACCCACCUCUCGCAAACAAGAGAUCAUCAAGAUUACCGAGCAGCUGAUUGAGGCCAUCAACAAUGGAGACUUUGAGGCUUACACGAGAAUCUGUGACCCCGGGCUCACCUCGUUUGAACCUGAGGCUUUGGGAAACCUGGUGGAGGGCAUGGACUUCCACAAAUUCUACUUUGAGAACUUGUUGAGUAAGAACAGUAAGCCGGUCCACACCACUAUCCUGAAUCCCCAUGUGCACCUGAUCGGGGAGGACGCGGCCUGCAUCGCCUACAUCCGCCUCACGCAGUACAUCGACAGCCAGGGACGACCGCGCUCUUGCCAGUCAGAGGAGACCCGCGUGUGGCACCGCCGCGACACCAAGUGGCUCAAUGUGCAUUUUCACUGUUCAGGAGCGCCUGCCGCACCUCUCCAGUGACCCUUUACCAGACACAGCUUUGCCUGAAUUCUGAAGACGAUUGGAACAUUUCCUCUCAGUGGUUGGAUUGGCGCCUGGCCGGAAGAGACCGCUUGAAGUUUUACAAUC
Molecule: messenger RNA, 1971 nt
Organism: Oncorhynchus nerka (sockeye salmon)
Lineage: Eukaryota; Metazoa; Chordata; Actinopteri; Salmoniformes; Salmonidae
Product: calcium/calmodulin-dependent protein kinase type II subunit gamma-like
Exons: 22
Coding region: 133-1863 (576 amino acids)
Biological process (GO): protein phosphorylation
Molecular function (GO): calmodulin binding; calcium/calmodulin-dependent protein kinase activity; ATP binding
Source: RefSeq, a predicted model, not a curated record